AUGCGGCUCGUCAGAGCUUUGGAACUAGGAGAAAUUGCGAAUAGUUACCUGAAGUUCCUGGCACCAGCCAAAACUACGAAUCAGAAAGUGGCGGGACGGACGCUGCAGACGUUGCUACGGGGCGGCGAGUAUGAAGAGCUGGAGGACGUCGUCAUCGCAGAGGGAGAGUUUGUCGAGGAAGAUGAUAUGCACGUGCCAAUCAGACAGCUAAUUCUGGGCAUGACGCCGGUCUUCCUGCUGUUGGCCAGCCGCCACAUCCGAAAUUACAAGACAGACCCGGAAGUGUACUACGACACAGAAGUGGACCCGUUCACGGACGGUCUGGAGCUGUCCGCGGUCUGGCCAAUAUGUUUCCUCCGCAUCUCGUAUUCGCGCGUGAAAUAUCAGCUUACCGUCAACUUCUAUAACAGGAUCAGGUACUACGAGAUGACGACGACGUGUUUCAAUGGCAAUCUAGAAGAGACGUGGGCGCGCUGGGUGGAGCGGGUGGACUACAUCUUUGCGGACCCGUACCGCUACAUCCGGGCGCAGUUCGACGCCGUCUGCCUCCCCUACCCAGAGUACUAUCUGGAACAGGACUCUCAAGCUACCGUGGGGCACGGGCGGGACGGUGAUCGGGUCGCGACACAGAAGGGCGAAAAUGAUGAAAAGAAGAAAACGAAACGAAAACAACCUAAAGAAAAUGCUAAGCUUGAUAACCAUUUCGGAUCUGUUGAAGACAUUGUGGAUGGUAAAAGUAAAGAAGUAAAACGUAAAAAAUGGUUCUUCGGUAAGAAAUCACAGAAGACACGGGUAGAGCCUAAUGGAAUGACCACGUGAUACAUUAUCCAUGCACCUACAACAAAACAUAUCAAUUUCACAAGUCUUACA
Messenger RNA from Mya arenaria, 870 nucleotides. RefSeq lists its product as uncharacterized. Bases 1 to 819 code for a protein of 272 amino acids. The record is from RefSeq and is a predicted model, not a curated record. NCBI's taxonomy places the organism in Eukaryota, Metazoa, Mollusca, Bivalvia, Myida, Myidae. The transcript is spliced from 5 exons.